AUGGGGGACGCGAACGGGACGGCGGCGACGGGAAUCGGCAGCUACAACGACACGGACCACGAGAUCACCGUCCGCUUCAACGUGAAAACGACGGCUGACAUCGACUCCGCACAGGUGGGCCCGCAGCUCCAGGCCCUACAGAACGCCGCCAGGGUGGUCUUGGGCGCCGCGAUCCCCCGCGCGCUCCCUCACGAGAACUCUCGCUCGUGCCUGUACACCUUCCUAGAAACAGACAAGCUCCACGUGAACUGCGAGUUCACGGUCUGCAGCGCAGACGACUCCAAGGCGGUGUGGGAGGCGUGCAUGUCCGCCUCAGACUCGGAGGGGAGCAUCGCCGGCGAGCUGGGCUUCCUCGAGGGCCCCACGGUCACGGACGUCAUGUGCGCGAAGAACGCGUUCACUUGGUGA
This is a messenger RNA of Prorocentrum cordatum, 408 nucleotides long. The record is from the annotation of a GenBank genome assembly. Lineage: Eukaryota; Dinophyceae; Prorocentrales; Prorocentraceae.